AUUGACAUUGAUCAGUUGAGAAUGAGUGCCGAGCUGGAGAUCCCGGACGACGACAUGCCGAGGAUGAUCGGGUUCCUCUCCUCCGUCCUCGAAAGAGUAGCGGAAUCCAACGACGGAUUGAGGUGGUCGGAGGCUCAAAAGACGUCCAUCUUCCACGGACUAACGCGGCCGGCCAUCUCCAUCCGGUGCUACAUGGAGAGAAUCUUCAAGUACGCCAAGUGCAGCCCCUCGUGCUUCGUGGUAGCCUACAUUUACUUGGAUCGGUUCGUGCACAAGCAGCCCGCGCUGCCCCUCAAUUCCUUCAACGUCCAUCGCCUCCUCAUCGCCAGUGUCUUGGUUUCUGCCAAGUUCAUGGACGACAUAUUUUACAAUAAUGCAUACUAUGCUAAAGUGGGAGGAAUAAGCAGGACAGAGAUGAACCUGCUUGAAGUAGACUUCUUGUUCGGGCUGGGGUUCCAAUUGAACGUCUCAACAAAAACGUAUCAUCACUACUGCUCUCAUCUCCAGAAGGAAAUGCUGCUUCACUUCCCUCCUCUUUCCACAAGUAGAAACAUCCGGUUUCACGUCGACGACCAAGGAUCAACUCAACACCAGUUAGCAGUUUAGUCUCGCGCCCGAGAGAGAGAGACAGAGACAGAGACAGCGACAGAGACAUUAUAGACAUAGAAGCAAACAAAUUUUACAUGAACUGAACAAUCAAUCCUGCAAAGCUGCUCCUAUUAAGGCUUCAUUGCUAAAAUGUACCUCAACAAUGAUAUCACUAUUUUCAUUUAUAACACAAUAUAAAUGAAAACAAUGAGAAAGCAAAGUCAAGUUA
Molecule: messenger RNA, 817 nt
Organism: Salvia hispanica
Lineage: Eukaryota; Viridiplantae; Streptophyta; Magnoliopsida; Lamiales; Lamiaceae
Product: cyclin-U4-1-like
Biological process (GO): regulation of cyclin-dependent protein serine/threonine kinase activity
Molecular function (GO): protein kinase binding
Source: RefSeq, a predicted model, not a curated record